CUCAACGGGAACCACUCAAUCGGCAAGAUGCCGGAACCUGCCAAGUCCGCUCCAGCUGCGAAAAAAGGCUCGAAGAAAGCGGUCACCAAGACCCAGAAAAAAGGGGAUAAGAAACGGAAGAGAGCCAGGAAGGAGAGCUACUCCAUCUACGUGUACAAGGUGCUGAAGCAGGUGCACCCGGACACCGGCAUUUCGUCCAAAGCCAUGGGCAUCAUGAACUCCUUCGUGAACGACAUCUUCGAGCGCAUCGCCGGGGAGGCGUCCCGCCUGGCGCACUACAACAAGCGCUCGACCAUCACGUCCCGGGAGAUCCAGACCGCCGUGCGCCUGCUGCUGCCCGGGGAGCUGGCCAAGCACGCCGUGUCCGAGGGCACCAAGGCUGUCACCAAGUACACCAGCUCCAAGUAAACCUGAUCACCAAACACAUUCGAAAUGGCUCUUUUAAGAGCCGCCCACCUUUUCAAUUAAAGAGCUGCUAUCGUU
Molecule: messenger RNA, 483 nt
Organism: Alligator sinensis (Chinese alligator)
Lineage: Eukaryota; Metazoa; Chordata; Crocodylia; Alligatoridae
Product: histone H2B 7-like
Exons: 1
Coding region: 28-408 (126 amino acids)
Cellular component (GO): nucleosome
Molecular function (GO): DNA binding; protein heterodimerization activity; structural constituent of chromatin
Source: RefSeq, a predicted model, not a curated record